UUAUUCGCGGACAGUCUAACCGACCAACAACUCCCCGCUCUGCGUGUCUCUCUCAUCAUGCGAGCUUCGCAAACCAACAAAUCGAAGCCAAAGCCGCUGCCGCUGCCCCCUCCGCCGCUCUAUCUGCCAUCGACCCCGUCAACCGCCCCGCGCCGGCGAAACCGCAGCGCCUCCUCCUCUUCCUCCUCUUCCUCGGUGUCCACCGCCUCCUCCUCCUUGUCCCCGUCGACGUCCCCUGCCCCGUCUCCUCGCACCACCACAGCCACUUCCGUGGUGCCGUUCUCGUGGGAGCGCCGCCCGGGACUCCCCAAGAGCAAUCUCGCCGGCCUUAUCUCCUCGUUCAGCGGCACCGCGGCCGUUCCGCUCCCACCACCGCCAGUGCGCCCUUCCACUCGCCGCUGCCGGCAACGCAGACGCCGCCGCGCCGUCGACGCCACCGCACCCGCAGCAGACCCCUUCGCCGCCGCCUUCGUGGAGUGCACAAGGGAAGAAGGCACGGACGACGCAGAAGACAAGCUUUGGCUGACGCCGACGACAACCAACUCCAGCCGCAUGGCGCGGUUGUGGCGACUCGCCGGCGGCAGUGUCCGUGUCAUCAGGUUCCUCGACCUGUACGGGUGCAGGAGGGCCAUGGACGUCGCCGACAGUGCUUUCCUUGCUCACCAGUCCGUCGCACCGCGUCCACGUCCAUGACCAAGGCCGGGCUACACAGAGAUAAGUAACAAUAAUUAACAUGUGUGAAUGGUGAUAGCAUAGCAAAGAAGAAAGUACGUAUCUACUACUCGAUCUCCUGCCACCGCGAAAAAUGGCAGAACAAGAGCUUGCUAGGGUCACAUCGACCAUGUGAUCAGCGUCGUGUGUGGCUGUCAUCCGGAGCACGGAUUUCUGAUCAGACGGUUGAUGUGUCAUGAACAGCAUGCGCCACAGCUUAAUUAGUGUUCUUUCGUGUGUUCAUGGAUCUGUGUCUCGAGAAAAGUUUGGUUGUUUCUGGCAACAGAGUACUGUAGUAUAAAAUGUCUGCUUAUCUUGGGAUUCGUUUGGUUUGGCUUCUUAAUUUUGCGGUGACUAUAUAUUACUAUGAAGUUGUUGUGGGAUA
Molecule: messenger RNA, 1096 nt
Organism: Hordeum vulgare subsp. vulgare (domesticated barley)
Lineage: Eukaryota; Viridiplantae; Streptophyta; Magnoliopsida; Poales; Poaceae
Product: serine/arginine repetitive matrix protein 2-like
Exons: 1
Coding region: 58-693 (211 amino acids)
Source: RefSeq, a predicted model, not a curated record